Molecule: messenger RNA, 468 nt
Organism: Rhizopus microsporus ATCC 52813
Lineage: Eukaryota; Fungi; Mucoromycota; Mucoromycetes; Mucorales; Rhizopodaceae
Product: N-alpha-acetyltransferase 50, NatE catalytic subunit
Exons: 2
Coding region: 1-468 (155 amino acids)
Biological process (GO): mitotic sister chromatid cohesion
Cellular component (GO): NatA complex
Molecular function (GO): acyltransferase activity, transferring groups other than amino-acyl groups
Source: RefSeq, a predicted model, not a curated record
AUGAGUCUGAUUGACCUUGGCGACAUUACACCAAACAAUUUGGGCCAAGUCAGAGUGCUUCACAAGACCUUAUUCCCUGUUAGUUACAGUGACAACUUUUAUAAUGAAUUAUUAGAAGCUGGUGAAUUUGCCAAGUUGGCUUAUUAUAAUGACGUCUGUGUUGGUGUUGUCUGUUGUCGUAAAGAAAAAGACGAAGAUUUACCCGAGAAAUACAAGCUGUACAUGAUGACAUUAGGUGUGCUGGAACCCUAUCGUCGAUUGGGAUUAGGUACACGCUUGGUUGAACACAUUUUGAAGCAAUCUCAACUCUCAACGGAUAUCUCUCGUGUCUACUUGCACGUUCAAGUGACAAAUGAUGCUGCUGUUGACUUUUAUAAAAAAAAUCAAUUUGAAGUGAAGAAGACGGAAAAAGAUUAUUAUAAGAACAUAGAACCUAGAGAUGCAUACCUUUUAUCAAAAGAAAUCUAA